UCCCACUACUCCUCUUGAUUGGCAGACCCAUCAAACCACAUUGCAACCCUCCAUCCUUUCUCACUUCGACUCGUCAUAAAAUUCCUCUGAUCUCGCACUUUGCAGCAUUCUGCUCUUGCCAGUCCUCUCUUGCUCGCUCGCUCGCUCGCUCACUCACUCACUCUCUGCUUAAUUGAAUCAUUCACUCUCCGGCAAGUGAUCAUGGGCCUCAUAGCAAACGUUUGGUCCCUCCUAUUGGCUCUCCUGGCCAUCGCUGCACCAUAUUUGGAUGAAAACACUUUGUCAGCGCAACAAGCUGACAAAGUCACGAACUUGCCAGGGCAGCCUCCGGUCAAGUUUGAGCAUUACGCGGGGAGUAUCAAACUCUAUCCGAACGACACUAAAGCUAUGUUCUACUGGUUCUUGGAAGCAGCAACCGAUGCCGCUGAAAAACCCGUCGUGGUCUGGCUUAAUGGAGGACCCGGAUGCUCCUCUGUAGCUGAAGGUGCUGCACUAGAGAUAGGGCCCUUCCUUCUCGACGGGUCGCAGUUUCAGCUCAACCCAUUUUCAUGGAACAAAGUGGCAAACAUGUUGUUCCUGGAGACCCCGGUGGGAGUGGGGUUUUCAUAUAGCAACAACUCUCAGGAUUAUGACUUGGUCGGAGAUCAUUCGACCGCCCUUGACAACUUAGCCUUUCUAGUCAAUUGGUAUAAGAAGUUUCCAAACUUCAAGACCAAGCAACUCUACAUCAGUGGGGAGAGCUAUGCCGGCCAUUUUGCUCCACAACUUGCUGAUCUAAUCAUGGACUGGAAUAAAGGAGCUGCUAAAGACUCCAUCAAUCUCAAAGGCAUCAUGAUGGGGAACGUUGUGAUCAACGAUCCUACUGAUGCUGAUGGCAUAGUCGAUUAUGCACACAGCCACGGGGUUAUCUCGGGUGAAACAUACCGAGAUAUCGAAAAAGAAUGCAACUUCAACAACUUCAAUCAAACUGAAGAAUGUGUUGUUGCUUUCGAAGGCCUCGCUGAAGCUUAUGCUGAGAUCGACAUGUUCAACAUUCAUAGGCCAGUCUGUCAGAAUAUUGGCAACAUCUCUCCGUCAAGUUUUGUUGUGAACGCCUUUCAUCAUGAUGUAUUGCGGGGUAAGGGAGUGCCGCAUAAACGUGAUAUGUGCAGUGACUAUGCGACGCCAUAUUUCAACAGGCCGGACGUCCAGCUCGCCCUGCACGCCAAUGUCACUGGAUUGCCCUAUCCGUUCUGGAUAUGCAGUCCUAUAAUUAGGAGGUGGAUUGACUCUCCUACUAGUGUACUGCCCACCAUUCGGAAGCUCCUGGACGCCGGCCAGCGCAUUUGGAUCUUUAGUGGGGAGUUCGAUGGGAGAGUGCCAGUGACCUCCACAAAUUAUAGCAUUGCUAUAAUGGGGUUAAAAGUGGAGGAGGAAUGGAGACACUGGUUCAAGAAUGGUGAGGUGGCCGGGCAGGUGCAAACCUACAAAGAGGGGAUCACAUUUGUCACUGUGACCGGAGCAGGACACCAAGUCCCGGUUGACAAGCCCGGAGAAUCGCUUUUUGUAUUUAGUCAUUUCCUCGCAAACAGAAGGUUGCCCCGCUUCUAGUUAAAUUAUCAGUUGGUGUAUUUAACGUCUCUCUGUUAAAAAAUAAUUAAAACAACAGUAUUUUAAUUAAUCA
Molecule: messenger RNA, 1663 nt
Organism: Tripterygium wilfordii
Lineage: Eukaryota; Viridiplantae; Streptophyta; Magnoliopsida; Celastrales; Celastraceae
Product: serine carboxypeptidase-like 35
Exons: 9
Coding region: 202-1590 (462 amino acids)
Biological process (GO): proteolysis
Cellular component (GO): vacuole
Molecular function (GO): serine-type carboxypeptidase activity
Source: RefSeq, a predicted model, not a curated record